Messenger RNA from Pleurotus ostreatus (oyster mushroom), 681 nucleotides. RefSeq lists its product as uncharacterized. Gene Ontology annotation, molecular function: protein C-terminal S-isoprenylcysteine carboxyl O-methyltransferase activity. Gene Ontology annotation, cellular component: membrane. Gene Ontology annotation, biological process: C-terminal protein methylation. NCBI's taxonomy places the organism in Eukaryota, Fungi, Basidiomycota, Agaricomycetes, Agaricales, Pleurotaceae. The record is from RefSeq and is a predicted model, not a curated record. Bases 1 to 681 code for a protein of 226 amino acids. The transcript has 2 exons.
AUGGACCGCGUCCUCAAUCUGAACAAUGCACUCGCUAUCGCAACUGCGGCGUUCUUCUACAAAUCACUGACGCAGCCCAAUACCCCCCUCCCACGUAAGGAAUGGAUAGACAGCAACUGGUUCGAGAGGACGAUACAGAUUCGCACAAUCAUAUCCAAGGGCAUAGUAUGCACCAUGUCCCUGAUGGUCAUCGCGACCUCGUUCCGUCUAUUUGGAGACCACGGUUCCUGCGCUGCAACCAUCGUGCUGCCCACCACACCGCCUACCAUGGCCGUCCUUGGCGCCUCCGUCACCGUCCUCGCGGGGCUGCUCCGAUGGUGGUGCUUCUCCGAGCUCGGACGCCUCUUCGACUUCCAAUUCAACAUCAAGCCCGACCACCAGCUCGUCACCAGCGGCCCGUACUCAUUCGUGCGCCACCCUAGCUAUACGGGAAUCUUCGCGUCGUUCAUCGGCGCCACGAUCUAUAUGUACUCGCCAGGACAUUGGCUCAGAGCAUGCGGGUCGUCCAGCACCGUAGGGAUGGCGGUGAGCGUCCUGUGGGGUUUGAACUUCGCGAUAUGUUUUUAUGGCCUGGGAACACGCAUGGGAGCGGAGGACGAAGGUCUCCGGCGCAGAUUCGGGAAGGAAUGGGACGAAUUUGCGCAAAGGGUUCCUUUCCGCUUGAUCCCAGGUAUAUACUAG